Molecule: messenger RNA, 771 nt
Organism: Alternaria postmessia
Lineage: Eukaryota; Fungi; Ascomycota; Dothideomycetes; Pleosporales; Pleosporaceae
Exons: 3
Coding region: 1-771 (256 amino acids)
Biological process (GO): translational initiation
Cellular component (GO): eukaryotic translation initiation factor 4F complex; cytoplasm
Molecular function (GO): translation initiation factor activity; RNA 7-methylguanosine cap binding
Source: RefSeq, a predicted model, not a curated record
AUGGCCGAAGUCGCAUCAGCACCGCAGCCCAACCAGCAGGUUCCGCUGGACACGAUCCCCAUCUCGCCAACUGAGAACUCCGCCGAGGGCGAGGAACAGUCUUCCACCAACAACGCCGGAGGCGAGGGCGAGAUCCGCACCGUCUUCCACGACCCCGAGAACUUCAACGUCAAGCACCCGCUCAUGAACACAUGGACGCUCUGGUUCACCAAGCCCCCGAGCGGCAAGGGCGACAACUGGGCCGAACUGCUGAAGGAGGUCAUCUCAUUUGACUCAGUCGAGGAGUUCUGGGGUAUCUACAACAACAUCACCCCCACAUCCGACCUUGCGCUCAAGUCCGACUACCAUCUCUUCAAGAAGGGCGUACGACCCGAGUGGGAAGACGCGCAGAACAAGCACGGAGGCAAAUGGGCCUUCCAGUUCAAGGACAAGAAGGUCAUCAACAUCGAUGCGCUCUGGCUCCAUGUUAUGCUCGCUGCCAUCGGAGAGAACCUCGAGGACGAGGACGACAAUGAGGUCAUGGGUGUCGUCGUCAACGUUAGGCGAGGCUUCUACCGUAUCGGUCUGUGGACCCGCACAGUCGGCCGCGCUAUCCCCGGCGAAGGCGGAAAGGGCAGGACCCAGGAGAAGGGCAAGGAGGUUUUGUUGAAGAUUGGCAAGCGGUUCAAGCAGGCGCUUCAGCUCAAGGAAAACGAGGCCGUCGAGUUCUCUGGUCACACUGAUGCUGCCAACGCCGGUAGCACCCGUGCAAAGGCCAAGUUCAGCGUCUAA